UGACAUUUUCCACAAAUUCAGCAAGGGAAAAUUUCCACGGAGCCUCUCCACCUCUCUUGCGCCGUAGGGCUCGUGUUAAAGAGAGUUUUUAGCAGUAACAUUUUUCGGGGGUAUCCUUUGUAAAAUUGGUGUUAUUGUUGGCAAAAAACGCAUCCCAAGUGUUGUCCGCGCAACAGCUGCUACCCAAGUUGCAGUUCUAUUGAAGAAAACACGAUCAAAAUUCCGGUCUCCACGCGUUCAAGAGGCCCAAGGGUGCCGCAUUUCACUUCAGACGACAUGAAUAAGAAAAAAAAUCGCCAGGUUCCCACAAGGCUGCAUCAGCGAUCGCGGUCUGUGGUGGCCACGGAUGGCGUCUACAACAAUUCCUACUUUAUGCACGCAGCCACAUCGCAUGUUGGGAAUACGGUCCAACUACUGACCCGAUCCGGGGUCACCUUUGAAGGGAUAUUCCGGACAUUUUCGCCACAGUUUGAGGUGGUCCUCGAGAUGGCACAUCGCGUCGAGGCGUCAGACAAUGAGGAAACCAACUUCAAUGCAUCCACCGUGGUGGACACACUAAUCUUCAAACCGACCGACAUUGUCAGUAUUCUAGCCAAAGAUGUUGACUUAGACUAUGCCACUCGGGACUUCUUUCAAACUGACUCUGCUAUCUCAUCACGGUGCAACGGUUCAUCUCGAGCAGAGGAUAAGGAGUUAGAGCCAUGGGAUCCGAGUAGUGGGACCGUGAAUGGGGAGAUGGAAUUUCUCCUUGAAUUGGAUGGCAAUGCAAAUGGUUGGGACGCAAAUGAUAUGUUUCACAAGAAUGAGACAAUGUAUGGUGUUCAAUCGACAUUUGAUCAAUCUCUCGCGGGCUACACAAUGCAAAUCCAGAAGAAGGAUACACAAGAUUUCAAGGAUGCCGAAGCAAAAGCUGAGGAAAUAGCAAAAGAAAUUGAGAGUCAUCCACAGCACAAUGAGCGUGUGGAUGUUGAGAAUGGUGAUGAAGAGGCUGCAUUUGCGGCCGUUGAGAGACCUAGCACAGGUAGUCCGGAUUCCCAGCCGAAGGGACCGUCAACGAAUACACAGAAAUAUGUGCCUCCAGCUAAGCGCAAGGGACAGUCAACUGGGAAGCUUGUGCGGAGUACACCGCCGCCAAGCAAUAAUAAUGGCCCACAGAUGCCACAGAGCCCACAGGCACCGCAUAAAAAUAAUAAUUACCAGGCGAUACCGAUGGUACAGCCACCGCCGCAGCAGCCGCCGCCGCAGUCGCAGCAACAGCCCCAAAUGACUGCGGCACCACAACAAUAUAUCCACACUCAGCCACCAUACAUGCACAGUCAACCUCCUCCGAUUGUGGUGGGCUCAAAAAUGAAUGGUGAUGGCGCGAAUGCCCAGAGUGGGAAUCAACAGAAAGCUCAAAUGCCUCCACGGAAUAUUCGGCAGCAAUAUACGCCCCAGGCGGCUGCACCCCAAGUCGCCUAUACAGAGCCACCGCCAUCAAUGGUGGGACCCCAGGCGAUCCCUAUGGCAGGUAUGGGGAAGCCGCCGAUGCACGUAGCUCAUCCCCAUGCUCAUGUUGUGGCCACACAUAUGGCCCCACCGCCUGGCCCGGGUGAGGCGGUCUCACCACCCGGGAUUAUGCCCCAAAUUAUUUCGGUGCCACCGAAAUUGGUAACGGCGCCGCCACAGCCGCAGCGGACGCCACGCUCACGCGAGGAGCAAGUGCAGGACUUUAGGAAUUUCAAGGAGAACUUCCAUCUAGCACCGUCAUCAUCGGCGCAUCAGCAUCCACAGACGGAUCAUUCUCCGCCACAGAUGCAGGUGCCACAGCAACCACCGCCGUCACAGACACAGCAAGUUGGUGUAAUGGAGGGGCCGGCAGUAGUGAAAUCUCAGCAGCAGCAGCAACAUCAGCCACCGUCUCCGCCGCAGGAAAUGCAGCAAAUGCCCCCACAGCAGCAGCAACAGCAACAAAUACCGCCGCCACAGAUGAUUAAUACGCAAGCUAUGCAGUCGCCGGCGGCGCAACAGCCUCAAUCAUCGGUGCAACAGGCGCCACAGCCGCAGCAACCACCGCUGGCGGUGACACCAUCACCUGGGGGUACCCCGGCGGCAUCCACAACACCGCCUCAGCAGCAAACAGCACCCGGAGCGACAGGUGGUGGUGGUGGUGGUACACCGAGUGGCGAUACACCACCGGGUGCACCAGAAAAGCCGGCCGGAACGAAGAAGUUCGUACUUAAUCCGGCAGCUAAGCCAUUCACGCCGCGUAGUCCCAGUACGCCGAAUCCAUCGCGGCCACAUACACCACAGACCCCAGGGCCGGCCAUUGUGCAGGGGGCCGCCUCGGUGGCAGCUGGUGGGUACCCCCAGCCGGCACAGCAUGUCAGCAUGGCCCCCACGUCCCUCAUGACGAUCCCAACGUAUGUGAUGCCGACGCAACAGGGACCUUUUCCCACUUCACAGCAUCAUCAUGCUGGACAACAGAGAAGUUAUCGCAAAACGGCUUCAGAAGUAGGAUACAGUUCGAGUGCACCGAGAUGGGAUCGACGGAACUUGUCGUAUCCAGUGCAAGUUCAGGCGUCACAAAUUCAGGUGCAAGCUGGACCUGCUGCAGCUGUCACGGGGGCACCCAUUCUCGCGGCACCCAUUCAACAGUUCAUGCCGUACCCACAAACUCCGCAUCACCCACAGCAAUUCCAUACACAAACCUAUCCACACAUGAUGCGAAUGUAUUCCGAUGCACCACAUCAGCCACCACUUCAAUAUUUGGCACCGACGCCACCAUCGACAACGCCAUCGCCUGGGCAGCCGCAUCAGCAGUACCACCCGCAGCCGUCCCCUGCUGGCGGGGGACCACCCGCGUUCACGCCUGCCGGUCCGCAGACGCCACAGUUCCAGAUGAUGUGCCCCGUGCUAACGGCGCCGCCGCAGCUCAUGCCUCAGUACUUCCAAGGUACGGGUCAGCCGCCGCAUGGCAAUAUUCACCUACUGAUGGGGCAGCAGCACCCGGCGCAGUAGCAUAGUGAGAUGGGGGCUGUGGGGCGGAGCGGGGCCACGACGACGGCAGCGGCGGGCGGCGGCGUGGCAAUGGUUGCGAGUGCAGGCGGCGGCGGCGGUAUAAACGUCGUCGCGGCCAAUGUUGGAAGUCAAGCGGCGAAUGGUGUGAGUAUUGUGAGUGGCAAUUUAGGGGGCAGUGGGGCAAACUGUGGUCUAGCCGGCGGUGGCGCAUAUUUAGGACAUUUCACCAAAUGAUAAAAAGAAAACUCUCAUUUUCCCCCCAAUUUUUUUUUUCAUUGCGCAUCGCAAAGAAAAAUAAACUCAUUGUGUUCUCGUAAAUCAUUUAUCUCAUUCAUUCAAUCAUUUUUUCAUCACCACAUUAAUGAAAGAAUAAAAAACUACAUGAAAAUCAUUUCACACCCACAAAUAAGAAAAAAAAAAUUGAUCACCGGAGAAGAAAAGACGAUAAAAUUGCAUAUAAAUACAUUUAAAAUAGAGAAAAAAAAAGCAAAGAGAGGUGGUAAAUUUUUUGCCGGAUAAUUGCUGUACAGUUGUGAAGGAAGGAAAAAAAAAACUAGAAGAGAAGAAGGGAGAAGUUUGAUUGAGAAGUGAUGAGUCCUUGAAGAGAAAGAAUCAAGAAUGGAAGAUCUUACAAAACAUAACGUUUAUCGCCUUAAAGUGAAAAUCUUUCUUUUUCAUUUUCUUAUACGGGAUAGAAAAUAAACCUUACCUAAAUGAAGAAACAAAACAAAACAAAAUGGGUAACAAACAAAAGGUAAAUUUAUGAGAUAAAAAACUGCUUCGACAACAGAAAAUACAGAAAAAAUCGCGCUUAAGUGUUUAUUACAAAAGAAAAGAAUAAUAACGAAAAUAUGAAAGAAAAAUUUAAUAACUUUAUGUGGCUUACAGUUCAAUGUUCUCUUUGUUUAGCGUAAAACGUACAUAAAUACAAAUUUCGGUUUUUGGUUUUGGUGGAUAUAAAAAAAUGAAAGAUAAAACAAAGCAAGUAAAAAAAAGAGAAAAUAUCUAAAAAAUGAGAAAUAAAAAGUAAAAGCUUCUUCGUGCCUUAGAUAGAGAAGACUCUACAGAAAGUGAGAUUACAAAGAAACAAAAGAAGAGAAAUUGUAUAAUUUCACAAAUUUUUUUGCAUAAAUUAAAAAUUUAUUUUGCUUGUUCCACCAUUUUUCACUAAAAAAUAUUUUUUUUCCUUUGAAAAAAAAAUUCUAAAGAAAAAAACAACGGAGCAGUUAUAAUUAAUUUAUUGGAAAUGAAUAAUCUCUCUAAUUUGAUCAUGAAUCACGUUGAAAAAAAAAAGAAAACUCAAAACAAAACAAGAAAAACAUUCCCUGAUGAGAAGACAUUAUUUAUUUCAAAAUGUAGAAAAGAUAAAGUUCUUCAUGAUAAACUUUGUCAACAUAGAAGACUAUAAAAACAUUGCAAUAUGCACACAAUGUUUGUGUAUAUUAUUGAAAUCAGCAAUCUAUCCAUUUAUUUUCUGGCUAUUAUUCUCUCCAAAUGUCAACACACAACCAACAAUGAAAUACUAUGCAACAUUAUUUCGCACGAGAUUAAAAAAAAAGUCAAUCAUAACGCGUCCAGUUAUUAGAGUUGGUAUACCACAACGCGGAUGGGUCAGUCUAUGCGUUGUAAUUUAAUUUGUGAGCAGAAUUAGUAGGCAGUCGAUUUUUUUGUAAAAUUUGGCAAUUUGACAGAUUAAAAUGCUUAUAUCUAAAGUUCUAUAACACCUACAAAAAUUUCUUGACUAUUUAUGGAAAGAUAUUGAAAUAAGCUAUAAUUUGACAUAUAUCUCAAUGAUUUUCAAGGUCACCUUCAGAACACAAAAUGGCGGAUUUUUAUUCUACCAAAACAGUUUUUUGCACUUUUUGUCCUAAAGGAAUGGUUCUAGAUGUUUCUGAUGUUCUAGUAAGUUGUAGAGAAUUGCAAAACCUUUAAUUUGAUACCAAGUUGAGCAAAAUCGGAUAAGUCGUUCAAGAGAUAUGGCUCUUAGAAAUUUUCAAAUUCAAGAAAUUUUUAAAUGGCUAUAUCUUCUAAACGGCAACAUAGAUUUUCUUCAUUUUCGGACUGGUGAAAGAUAUUGAGUCAGGCUACAACAUAUCAAAAUUUAAAGAAAAUCUAUAACAGAUGUUCGGAGAUAUUGCCCCUUAAAGUUAGGCAAUUUUUGUUUUUGAUUUUAAUGCCUCUUGCGGAUGUUUUUGGAACUUGGAAUGUUCUAGACAGUUGUAGGGCUUCUUGAAACCUUUCAUUUGAUACCAAGAUGGUCAAAAUCGGUCAAGCCGUUCUCAAGUUAUAUUGAAAAAACACUUUUUGCUUUAGACCGCCAUAUUUGCUAAACGGCUUGACCGAUUUUCAAGUAUGAAUUAUCGAUGAAAACGUCUCACUUAGCACUACAACAUACUAAAAUUUCAGACUUCUAGCUAUAAGGAAAGUGGUUGAUGGUAUUUCAAAAUGGCGGACGGCGGCCAUCUUGGAUUUUGAAAAUGCGAAAAAAUGAAAUUUUACACCCACAUUUCUAUAGAAAACUUCAAACCGGAAGUCUCUAUCUGUUACCGUUCUCGAAUUAUAAGGCAAAGUUUGGACGACCGGAAGGCCGGCCGGAAGGCCGGCCGGCAGGCCGGCCGGAUCAAAAUUUUUCCACCACCAUUUUCGUAAUGUGGGAUGUCUAAAACGUGCUCAUACCAAGUUUGAGCCCGAUCUGAGGUGGUCGGUUUUUCCGACGAUUACAAUACUUGGUAUGCCACGAUUGUGGAAUACCAACUAAUUGAUUGCCGUAGUGGGCACAAAAUUCUAAAAAAAAAGGUUUUGAUUCUGUCAAAAAUCUUUGAUCUUCUCACAAUUUGACAGUUCUGUAAAAUUUUUGACAUAUCUCAUGAAAAAUCUUUAAAGAAUUUGAAAGUUCUUCUCGUUUUAUUCGUGUUAUAAAAAAUCUACAAAACUUCUAAGAAUUUUUAAAGAUUUUUGGAAUAAAUCGUUUGUUUUACUUUUAUUCUAUGAAAAUGGAAUGAUUUAAAAUUACAAACUGUCAAAAUCUUGAAAGAACUUUUAAAUUGUAAGAAACAAUGGAAAGGAUUUUUGACAGAUGACCUCUAAAAUUGUUUUUUUUUGUCAGCAGCGUUAUAGUAUUUUGCUGUUUUAGCAAAUUCUGUUUUUUUACAAUUGUGCAUGAUAAGAAUAUUGGAUUAUAAACCACAAAAAUGAAUUUUUAAGCAUACAUUUCAUGACGUCGAAGUUUUUCUCUUCUUUCAUCAGAUUUACAAAUAAAAGCAAGAAUCUGUUGUCUCUUUGUUAUUAAAUGUGAUAGUCUUUCAUGUACAUAGCAAUAGCUACAACAAGACUAUAUUGAAUAGUGACGGAACUAAUGCACAUUUAAAAUCAAAAGUCAAAUCCGCGCCAUCUUCUACUUUCAUUACGGAAGCUUUACCAUUUAAAUACAAAAAAGUAAAGUUUUUUAAAAAUAUUUUGUUGACCUAGGGCUGUAUUCUCUAAGAGUGAAAAACUUCCGUGAUAAACUCCCGAAAGUGGAGUGAGAGUUUUUCACUCUCAGAGAAUACUGUCCCUGAUGAAGGAAGAAAAGAAGGAAAAGUUUUUUCAGACGUCGUGUAUUAGGAUUGGAUUUUAAUGGUCUUAUCAUGCGUUCUAUUGCUUGGGUUGGGGUUUCCUUUACGCAGGGCUCCAAGCUCAACGAGAAUGUCACUCAAUUUAGAAAAAAAACAUUGUCCACUCGUUUUGGACUUUUUCAUCUGUCUUUCGAACUCGAGUUUUCCUCAGGAAAUGAACUUGGAUUUUCAGUCAAAUAAUUUGAUUUAAAUCAAAUUAUAAUCAAAUUUUAAUCAAAAUUUGUUCAAUUUAAUUCAAACGAAUUAAAUUUAAAUCACGGAACAAAACAAAUGUUUAUUUUUCACACACAAUGGUGCGGCGGAUAAUCUAACUCACUUCUUUUUCCGAGUUUUCCCGCAAAAUCAAUUCUAUUUUUUAAACAGUUAACAUGUUUUGUUUGGUUGCUGGUUUUAUUCACGGAGAUGCAGAUAUAGCUACAUCACAAGAGUCUAUUUAAAUCCUCAAAUUCUUUCUCAUAAAUCCUCAAACAAACUCCGGUGCAAGAUGUGCUUAAAUUCUGUGUAUUGCAGACUACUGGCAUAAUAUCCUGUAUCAAUUGUUCCUCUGUCACACUGACCCAUAGUUCCCAUAGCUUUUUCACUUAAAGAAACUAAAAGAACACAAGAAAAGUACAUCUGCUCAGACAGGUGGACUGAUUAAAAAUGAUAAAAAAACUAUUACAGUCAUAAACCGAUUAACUCUCCUCUCGGUUAAACUCUUCUCACCCAUAACGUUUAAUGAGAAAGAAGAGUUUAACCGAGAGAUGACUGUUUGAUAAUGUCAGUGAUUCUAGGACCUAUCCUUAACAGAGAUCGUUAAACGUGUUUAUAAUCCAAUAUUCCUCUCUUCGCUGAGACUUUAAUGCUCAAAUUCUUUAUGAUUUUAUGCUCUCGACAGGGUGGAGACUUUGCAUUGAAGAAGACUCUAUGAAAAAAAAAAAGUCAAGACGUUGGUUCGUUUGCAUGUAAAUUAAUAAAUUAAAAUUCUUAUUCUCUCUUCCCUUUCAAUGGCAUUACUUUGUUGAUGAUUCGCUUUCAAGUUUGCGAAUUCUUUUUGCAUUUAUGGGUAAUAAUUUGUGUUUAAAAGAAAAAUGAUUUAAAUUCAAUUCUUUAAUCAGCAAAAAAUAUGUGAUAAAAUGUCUUAUAUUAAGCUGAUUAAAAUAUUGAAUUUUGUAAAUUUUUUAAGUGAAUGGUCUGAUAAUUUUGGAAACUUCACAUGAGUAAAUUUCCCACAAAAUGAUAAAAAUUUAAUCAUUACUUGAUCAUUUAAAUGGAAUGCAAGAUUUUUUUUUUGAAUUAUUUAUUUCAAAAUUGACUCAAAACUCAUUAAGUUUCCGUAAUUAUUGGACUAGACACUAUUUUAUUUGAUAUUUUAUUGAUAAACAAAUACUUUUUCCAAGUUAAAGUCACAAAAUUAACUGAUUUUUGUGCCCUCAACGUGUCAAAGGCAUUGAAAGAAUAUUCUUCCGUCAGAGAAUUAUUAAUGAAUCUCGAAUUGUUGGAAAACCUCCGGUGCGAUUUUAAAUGUGAAUCUUUUUGUGUCUUUAGAAAGAAAAUAAUUUUAUUGUUGCAUAGUUACACAAAACACUCAUUUCGCAGUCAUUUCACAACACAAAUUAUAAUUUAAGCAAGAAAACGUGGCGCAAUUAUGCACUGAAAUCUAUUUCAUUUUAUUUUUUUUUUAAAUAAAUUCUCCGAUUGAAGUGAAAAUCUUUUUUAAAAAAUAAUAAAAAAGUGAAAAUCAGUAAUUUUGAUUAGGAAAUGAAUGAAAACAAAAAUUGCGCAAAGAUUAUUUUUUUUCUCUGUGGUGUUCUUUUGAGAUUCUACAACAUUGAGAAAGUGGGUGAGAAGAGGAUGCAAAUAUAUCAUGAUUUACAUAAAAAAAAAGCUUUUACAGAAAAAACAAAGAACAUAUUUGUCUCAUUUUAAAUUAUUACUAAUAAUAGUAAAAAAAAAAUACAUAAUAGAACACAAGAUAAAAAAAAAACAAGAGAAGCAAUCUGUGAAGUAAACUAAAAGCAAAAGAAAACCUUCUAGCAUGAAAAAAAACAAAGAAACUUUCAAAUUCUGAUUGAUCACAUUAAAUAUUAGAACAAUUCCUGUUGAAUGGAGGUGUGUAAAUGAGAAGAUUGGGAAGAUGGUUUGAUAGUAGGAAAAACAAACAAAUUGAUACAACGUCUGAAAGAUUAGGGUGAUAAAUAAAACAAAAAAAGUAAAAUCUUUAUCGCGGUUAAGAGGAAGGAGAAUUAGUAUUGCUUGAGAGGUGGAGGAAAGUCAAAUUUGAGUGUAAAAAAAUGUGAAAGACUUUGAAGCAAAGAUCCAAUACAAUUUGUAAAAAAAAAGAAACAAAAGUAAAUAGUUUAAAAAGAAACGAACUAUUCCUAAAGAUUUCCUUUCAUUUUCCACAUUUGACCUUUCUAUAUUUUCCUUUUUCCCUGUCAUUACAAACAAAAAAUGCUCGCGUGCGAAAAUGAAGAUGGAAAUAUGCGUUUUAAGUGUUUAGAAGAAGAUGAUGAAAAAAAAGAGAAACAAAAUUGAAAUCAUUGAUGAGAAUAAAAGACGACGUUGCAUUAAAUAUUAAAAAAAAAAUGGAUAUAAAAUGUAGCAAAAUAAUUUACAAAAAUAUGAGUGCAAGAACAUCAUUGCAGAGAAAGCAUAAAAAGAGAAGAAGAAGGAGAAAUUAAAUGAAGAAAAUCCAUUUAAAAUAGACUUUUACACGAGACGGUGAAAAGCUCGUGCAUGACGAAAAAUAAAAUACAUUGCUAAACAACGGCAAAGUAACUGAAAGAACUGUGUUACAAUGAGAAGAAGAUGAAGUUAAAGAAAAAAAAAUGAUGAGUAGAAGAAAAUGUAAAUGAUCAAGCUAACAUUGGGUGAUGGUGUGGAGAAGAUGAAGCAAAAAAAAUGUGAAUGGAAAGAUAAUUUGCUGAAAAGAUUGAACACGGUGGGGUGGGAUGGUGAAAAAAAUCGAAAGUUGGGGGUGGGAGGAAAAACCGGUGGAUGUUAGCUUGAGAAAAAAUGAGAAAAUUUUGUAUUUAACAUCAAACAAGAAAAGAAAAUAAAUUAUAUAAAACGCCA
Messenger RNA from Lutzomyia longipalpis, 9671 nucleotides. RefSeq names its product ataxin-2 homolog. NCBI's taxonomy places the organism in Eukaryota, Metazoa, Arthropoda, Insecta, Diptera, Psychodidae. Gene Ontology annotation, cellular component: cytoplasmic stress granule. Gene Ontology annotation, biological process: cytoplasmic stress granule assembly. Gene Ontology annotation, molecular function: RNA binding. The record is from RefSeq and is a predicted model, not a curated record. The transcript has 10 exons. The coding region runs from base 277 to 3000 and encodes 907 amino acids.